GUCAUUUUGUGCACAUAUGUACAUAUGUCACCGCAAAUUUAAUAUUUAUUGUUUGUUUAUUUGUUGUGUUUAAAUUAAAUGGCAUAUCUUCCUUCCACAUACAUUCAACAAAAAGGGAUUUCCAAGCGUGUUUUAAAACAGAUAACAACCUCAAAAAUUUCUAAAACUAUAACUUCAGAAAAUUCGAAAAAUGAAACUGCCAAAUACGCUUUGGGUGAUCAAGGAAGUUUAACUACUUCUGCUGGUUCUUCAAAACAAUUACAGUCACCAAUUUAUGUGCACGAAACUAGACAUAUUCUUACAAAAAUUCCUAGUACAUCAAGCAAUACCCAAAACAAAAAGAAUAAUAACCCAAUUGAACAUGAAACUUCAAACGUAUUCCAUGAUUGUGGAAACCACAACCACCAACGUAUGACGCAAAGCACAUUACCAAAACUAUUACGGGCAGCUUACGCUAAGGCACCAUUCCCGAAAAGAAAGUUACCAAAAUCUAGUUUUCCGGUAGAUGAUAACAGGCAAAUCAGCAAAGAAAGUUUGAUACAAGUAGAAGAAACUUACUGGAUGAACUGGAAACCUAGUACUACCUCUAAUCAAAAACCAAAAAGUAGUUAUAAAAAAAAGCAACCAAAAAAUAUUAAAACUAAAAGUACACAGAAUAGUAAAGUAACUGCGUCAUUUUUGCAAGGAUCAAACAUCCCACGAAAAAAUACUCAGAAAACAGCUUCUCUUUUCCAGUACAGCAAGAAUAAAUUUGGCAAGGAAAGUCAUCCGUUGCCCCCACGUUUUAACGAUCAAGAGUUGAAAAUUUUUCCAACAUUAUCUGUAAAGACUGAUCUGACAUACUAUUCACAAGAAUUUGAAACAAAUAGAGUAGAUUACGAUGAAUCGCUUUUAUUUUCAAGGAGAAAGAGAGAAAGCAGCGCAUCAUCUAGCAUUUCAACCAAAACAGAUAACUUAAAAAAAAAUAGUGAGCCAGUUUCUCUACGAAAAGAAGAAGUUGAAUCUGAUAGGGUUUUAACUGAUAGGAGUCAACCAACUGAUAAAUCUCCAACUGUUAAAAGUCAAGUUGUUGUUACGUUCAGUGACCAUUCUUCUGUUAUUUCUAAGUCAGAUACAAAGUUGAUUCCAAACGUUGCUCAAAAUUCUCAAACAAACAUAGAAAAUUCUACUGCUUCGAAGAAAUCUGGAAAAUCAUUAAUUCAUUCCUUACCUUCCAGUAAGAAUUCUCAAAAAACUGCAAACAGUAAACGAAAACUAAAAGAACAAUCAAUUGAACCCCACUAUGCAGCAGAAUCUGAUAAUGAAGAAAUAACAGAACUUAAACAUACGGAUUCCUUAAUAUUAGCAUGUAAUAAGAAAAGUAGAGAAAAACCAUACUUACAACAACCAAAAGCAAUAAGGCUGUUUAAAAGAUCUGUAUCAACAAAAACUGCAAAAAUAAAAUCUCCAGGUCCAAUUCUUAAGAAAGAUACCUCCCCCAGUAAAAAAUCCCCACUAAUUCGACUAGGAAAACCUGGUAGUCCAGUGGUUUUAUCAAGUAAAUUUUCAAGAAAAAGUAAAUGACCAUCUUCCACUACCACUCUCAAAAUAUUCUUUAGAUUACAUGUUUUAAUUUAAUAUAAGUAGAGGAUCUGAAAAUUUUACUUAAUGUAACACAAAAAUUGAAAACCUAUUUUGACA
Messenger RNA from Agrilus planipennis (emerald ash borer), 1680 nucleotides. RefSeq lists its product as uncharacterized. Lineage: Eukaryota; Metazoa; Arthropoda; Insecta; Coleoptera; Buprestidae. The record is from RefSeq and is a predicted model, not a curated record. The coding region runs from base 79 to 1563 and encodes 494 amino acids. The transcript is spliced from 3 exons.